AUGUUCGACUGGUUUGAUGAGCCAAUUGUCUACUACAGACGCUUUGCCCCAAUGCGUUCCGGCGUCUUUGAUUACAUGUCACGUUGGAUGGAUUCUGUAGAUCGCGCAAUGGAAGAAGAAUUUGGUGAUUUUUAUGAUGCAUUCACUCGUCGUGAUGUUCCUCGCUAUGAGAUGAUAGAAGAUGACAAUGAGAAGAAGCAUUCUAAGAAGAAUAAUAAGAAGAAUGCUAAGUCAAAACCAAAGAAAGUAGAGAAACAUGAGGAAGAGGAAGAAUUUGAAGAAAAGUCUGAAAGUGAAGAAGAAAUCCCACAGUACUAUUCAAUCUCAUCAUCAAUAUACACAGGUUCUGAUGGAAUUCAACACAUCCAUCGUGAAGAAGUUGAUUCAAAGAGUGGUCUCCGUAAAGUUGUCGAUACAAAGCGUAUUGGCAAUAAAUCAUUAACCAUUCAUGAAGUAACUGACAAAGAUGGUAAAGUUGAAACACAUCAAACAAUUAAGAAUAUCCGUGAAGAUGAACUCGAAGAUUUCAAGAAGAAAUGGUCUGAAUACAAGGUUCCAGAACGUUCUUCUCUUCCAGAACCAGAAAAGAAAUCAAAGAAGGAAACAAAGAAUGAUGAGAAGAAAUCUGAAGAGUAA
Molecule: messenger RNA, 636 nt
Organism: Trichomonas vaginalis G3
Lineage: Eukaryota; Parabasalia; Trichomonadida; Trichomonadidae
Product: myeloid leukemia factor family
Exons: 1
Coding region: 1-636 (211 amino acids)
Source: RefSeq, a predicted model, not a curated record